AUGGCCUCUGGUCUUGCGGAUCCUCCAAAAUUGUUGAAAGCCGGCGUACAGAUGCAUACAGGCGUGAGGAGCGGGCAUUGUAGUCGAGAGAGCACGACAACAAACGAGGACAUGGAAAAGGACCUCCCCACCGCCAAAGAUGCAUGCACAGGUCGUGCGCCCAUCGACGUACUACCUCCCGAGAUCAUAGAACGCAUCUUCUUUCACUGCCACCCGGUCCACGACGAUUUCAUGCCUAAAUGGCCGACGCGCAACUCGCUGGAGUGGAUCACUGUGACAUGGAUCUGCUCGCGGUGGAGGGCCAUCGCGACAUCCUCCCCGACACUCUGGUCCACUAUUGACCUGUGCUACAACCGCCCGACCGACGUAGGGCGAACGUUUCUCGAGCGAUCGCGGAAGGCUCCACUCACGGUGUUCCUCUAUUCCACGGAACUCGGGUGCUCUCCCGACGAUAUCGCGGUCUUCGCGCAGAUUGGAUCCAAUCACGUCGAUCGUCUCGCCACCCUACACGUCAGCGUCGCGAGCUGGGUAGACUUUGAGCAUGUGUACGGCCUUCUCGGAGGCAAGACGUCCACUCUACAAAGCCUUUCCCUCUUUCUACAGUCCUGCGAUUCCGUCACACAGAAAUGCUCAACGACCGACCCUGACCUCUUCGCUGCGCAGCUGCAUAAUGUGCGCAAGCUUGCAGUUAGGCACUGCGCUUACUCGCAAUUCACCAGUUUCUCGGGUCUCACUCAUCUCGCGGUGUGCUCUAUAGAAACCGUAUCCCGCGACGAUUUGCAUCAGUUUUGGCAUCUGCUACAACGAUCGCCCCAGCUCGAGGCGCUGCUCUUGGCGAAGUGCAGCAUCGUGGACGGUGACCAGACUACUAGACCAAAAUCAUACCUGCCUCCUCAAGUCAUAUCCCUGCCUCAUCUGCGAAAGCUGCAAUUGUCAGAAGUGAUCGACCCGACCCCGUUCCUCUCGCGCCUCGACGUACCGGAGACAUGCAGAGUGUGGAUGAAAGGCUUACUUUGGCGGGCUGAGUGUAGAGCCCUCCCCUUGCUGCUUCCGCCCGCUGGGCGAUGUGCCCCCCUAAUGCAGCCAAUUCAUACGUUGCAACUCAGUACGAUAGACCCUCGACCCGGGAACCUCUGGGUCAGGCCCGGAACCAUUGCCAUAAACGGAGACUAUCACCUCAAAUUCGAGCGCCUCGUUGAGACUAUCAGUUCCCAUUCGCGGCUUGUACUUUUGCUGGGAUGUCGGCCAAGCACGACACCCGCGGGAUUGGCACGCAUGCUGUCGAGCAUGCCCAGGAUACAGACCAUCGACAUAUACUGCCUGGAAGCGCGGGGCGCAGAAUCCUUCUUAGAGGCGCUGGUCCUUCCGCAGGAUUCCGCCGGGACACUGCCCUGCCCGGCGUUAGAGGUGCACUUGUCCAUCGCGUACGAGGACUUUACCGCUGACGCUGUGUGGGACGUCGUUGUGAGCCGCGCCCGAGCAGGCGUCCCGCUUCGGGAGUUGCGUAUACAGCACGACAGGGUCAAGAGGCCGCCGCACUUCAUAAACCGUUUCAGCUCUCGGGCGGUUUGGCAGCCGAAGCCCGUUGGGAUGCGGGAAAGCGUAACGCUCGAUACAUCUGGUGCUCCCACUAGCAGAGUCACAGAAGAACUGCGUAGUGGCAUUCGAACUGCUGGGAUCAUGAGACAGCUUCGGUCGGGGCCGGGAAUCUUCUGUUCUACCGAUGGCGAUAAAUGGGGGGACAAAACUUGCAAAGAUGAGCGGCGACACGACUCUUCGGACUGA
This is a messenger RNA of Schizophyllum commune H4-8, 1785 nucleotides long. RefSeq lists its product as uncharacterized. NCBI's taxonomy places the organism in Eukaryota, Fungi, Basidiomycota, Agaricomycetes, Agaricales, Schizophyllaceae. The record is from RefSeq and is a predicted model, not a curated record. Bases 1 to 1785 code for a protein of 594 amino acids. The transcript has 2 exons.